Zingiber officinale is the source of this 1239-nucleotide messenger RNA. Its product is annotated as E3 ubiquitin-protein ligase At3g02290-like. The transcript is spliced from 5 exons. The coding region runs from base 305 to 880 and encodes 191 amino acids. The record is from RefSeq and is a predicted model, not a curated record. Gene Ontology annotation, molecular function: ubiquitin-protein transferase activity. Lineage: Eukaryota; Viridiplantae; Streptophyta; Magnoliopsida; Zingiberales; Zingiberaceae.
GUGGAGGUUUAAGCUUUGUCCCCUUCGUCUCGUCGAUCAGGCACGCGAACUGACGAAUCGAGAGGAUUCUCUCUCUCUCUAGAGAAUCGGAUUCAGCUUCUGCGUUCGAUCGCGCGCCGAUCGCCGCACCGUGAUCUCGCUGCUUCAGUGCUUGCAUCUGCGUUUGGGUUUGGACGCUACCGCUACGGUGCUACCUGAGGCGGAAGACGAAGGCUGAGGUUUUGCAGAUUCCUUAUUUCCGAUUGCUGAAAUCACAAUAUUGAAGCGCCCAAGUUGCAACAGAAAAUUUGGCUAAUCUCUAGUUAUGGGGUGUGUGUGUUGCUGUUUGCGCGAGAAUACCUUGGAAGAUCAAGAACAUCAAAAUAGAGGAUGUCUCCAUCUCUGCAGAUACGUUCAGCUCUAUUUUGAUCUGUGCCAUUCAGUGAUCCAGAGCGGAGUUCGAAGAGUCGUGCCAUCAAAUGAUCAUGCAACACUUCCUCUAGUUCCUAUUUCCCAAGUCAAUACUGAAGAUAACAAUACUGCCAUUAUUCUGUCCCAGCACACAUCUGUAUCAGUCAGACAUGAAAAGGUUGCAAACAUUCAACCUGACCGAAAGGAGCAAAAUGGAUCCACCGACGAAGAGAGAUCCAACACAUGCCACCCCGGGAGUUUGCAGCCUUCGCCAAGAAUGACUGAUGGAGUAACAUGUUUGUAUCCAUCAUCUUACGAUGAAGAUGCAUGUCCAAUUUGCCUCGAGGAAUACACUACUGAAAAUCCAAGGAGUACUUUGCAGUGUUCCCAUCAGUUCCACCUUUGCUGUGUAUAUGAGUGGAUGGAGAGAAGCCAUGCCUGCCCAUUCUGUAGCGAGUUAAUGUUAUUUAAAGAAGAUGUCUGGUCCUGACUGGGUUUCUCUAGUGGUGAGCUCUCCAAACUGUAAAUGAAUGAUGCUCCUCAUUCUUCUUGUUCUUCCCAUUCUGAAAUAUUUUCUCAAGAACUGCAACCGGAUAGUCGGUUUAGUGUCUUAUUUUUCAGAAAUAUUCAUUUUGACCUUUAUUGCUGAGAUGAUAAGGCAACCUCAAUAGAGAAGGUUCUCUGAAACAUAGAUGCUUGCAUAGUGAACCAUACAUUUAAAUUCUCAGGCUCCACCCCCAUUGUUUUCUAUGUUUCUUGUGAGAAUGAAACAAUGAUGAAGAAAAGAAAAUGGUGCAGAAAAUUUUGCUUUCUUUCAGUUUAGUCAAGAUCAUACUUUUGUCUCACUUG